Molecule: messenger RNA, 1115 nt
Organism: Lotus japonicus
Lineage: Eukaryota; Viridiplantae; Streptophyta; Magnoliopsida; Fabales; Fabaceae
Product: transcription initiation factor IIF subunit beta
Exons: 6
Coding region: 81-857 (258 amino acids)
Biological process (GO): transcription by RNA polymerase II; transcription initiation at RNA polymerase II promoter
Cellular component (GO): transcription factor TFIIF complex
Source: RefSeq, a predicted model, not a curated record
CCAAGUCAAAUUGAAUUGACUGAGAGAAGAGCGGCGUCGGUCUGAGAACACACGGCGUAGAAGAAGGAAAAACGAAAACAAUGGAUGAGGAGAAAAGUGUGAGUAACGUAGAGACUUCAAAAGCUGAGAGAUCGGUGUGGCUGAUGAAGUGCCCUGUCGUGGUAGCUAAAUCAUGGCAGAAUCAUCACCCUUCUCCUUCACAACCUCUUUCCAAAGUCGUUCUUUCUCUUGAUCCUCUCCUCCCCGAAGAUGACCCUUCCCAUCUCCAGUUUACAAUGGAGAUGACUGGCUCUGAAGCUGUUAAUAUGCCAAAAACUUAUGCUUUGAAUAUGUUUAAAGACUUCGUUCCUAUGUGCGUCUUCUCUGAAACAAGCCAAGGUGGCAAGGUUGCAAUGGAAGGGAAAGUAGAACAUAAGUUUGAUAUGAAGCCCCACGGUGAAAACAUUGAAGAAUAUGGCAAAUUGUGCCGCGAGAGGACAAACAAAUCUAUGAUUAAAAAUCGACAGAUACAGGUUAUUGAUAAUGAUCGUGGAGUUCUAAUGAGGCCAAUGCCCGGAAUGAUUGGUCUAGUUUCAUCCAAUUCGAAGGACAAGAAGAGGACACAGCCAGUUAAGCAAUCUGAUACAAAGAGAACAAGAAGAGAUCGUGGAGAGUUGGAGGAUAUAAUGUUCAAGCUAUUUGAAAGACAGCCUAACUGGGCCUUGAAGCAGCUUGUCCAAGAGACUGAUCAACCUGCACAAUUCUUGAAAGAGAUCCUGAAUGAAUUGUGCGUGUACAAUAAAAGAGGUGCCAACCAAGGAACUUACGAGCUGAAACCCGAAUACAAGAAAUCCGUUGAAGAUGUGAAGGUUGAAUAAGUGAUUUGUUCCCUACACACUGUUACUCUAACUACUCAAACCCCCCAAAAAAUGAAACCUCUUUCUGUUUAUUGAGAAGGUAAGUGUUUGUGUUUAGGGUAAAUAGGUUGAAGGAAGGGAAAAAAAUUAUUGGACAAUAAAAUAACUAGUAAAAAUGUGUAUCUGAACUCAAAGAACACUUUUUAUGAUUUUUUACUUCAAGAAGAAUAUUAAGUAAUAGAAGAUUCAAUGAGAUAGUAAAAAUGUUUGAAAACAUCA